GUACGAAAUCGCAAUUGGUGCUUUAUCAAGAGGCCAAUCGGGACCCCAGCCGCAAACCGGAAAAGAUGCUUGAUCCUUGGUCUGCAAUUGGAAUAGUUCGCCUCGAUCAAGCAAGGCGAUUCAACCUAGCAAUAGGAGAAGUUCAAUUCGAGGAGACAGAAGUAGUACGUACUGCCUUGAACAUGGGAAUGAGCGACGAAUGGUUGGGGGUCUCUGUUACUUUUGAUGAAGGAAUGGAAAUAGCUGAAGAAUGCCAUGUACUCUUCAAGCCAAAGAUGCCGGCUAGUCCAGAGGGGUAGGAGGAGUCAGGACAACAGCACCGACUGCGGCAAUUUGGAAGUUUUUCACGAGGAUUUGGACGCCGCAAAAGUUGAUAUCGCCAACGGCAUUGUCGGUUGCCGCGCCCUUUCCGGAUUCAACUACACUGAGAUCGCCUGGACGCUUAUGAACAUGUUUCAAAAAAUCGAAGAUGAGCUGGACGAGCAAGGUGGGCCCGAUUGGCGCUGUUCAGGCUGUUCGUACGAUUCUCAAGCCGCAGCAGCCCAUAAUCGUCUUCACAUUGCUCGCAGUGUUAUGGAAUCGCAUCAAGACAAUAAGGAGCGUCUUUACGUCUUCGUAAAGCACUUCGAGCACGCAUUCUCCGACUUGACUGACUAUAUGUACUUCACGGAAUUUCAAAACCCCCUAAAGGUUCAGGCAGAGAAGUGUGGUGUGAGCCUGUCUGCCGAAGCAGAAAACGAAUGUCUGGUCAUGUAAAGGCCAACCAGAAGAUCAAAGAAAUCACUACAUGUAUUUCAAAAACCAAACUUCCCCUAUACAAGAAGUACAUCAG
Colletotrichum godetiae is the source of this 832-nucleotide messenger RNA. RefSeq lists its product as uncharacterized. The transcript has a single exon. NCBI's taxonomy places the organism in Eukaryota, Fungi, Ascomycota, Sordariomycetes, Glomerellales, Glomerellaceae. The coding region runs from base 256 to 756 and encodes 166 amino acids. The record is from RefSeq and is a predicted model, not a curated record.